GCCGUUUUAGCCUGCACCCCAGAGGGACACCUCAUCAUUCCGCGAUUUUAUUUGUCAUUUGUUUAUAUAUUUGUCAGCACCUGAUCAGAGUUGUAUGUUGUAUAGAGCAAUAAUUUUUCGACCAUUCUUUCGUUUACGCCAUUUGGGGAGCGGGCUUCUCGGUGGCAAAAUAAUAUCAAACUCGAAGUAUCUGAACACGUUUAGUAUUCCGCAACAUUCCAUCAUGUCAGAAACAAAGUAUGGUGUUGUAUUUGUACUCGGUGGACCUGGGGCUGGAAAAGGGACGCAGUGUGAGAGAAUAGAUAAGGAAUUUGGAUUUCUUCAUCUUUCUGCUGGUGAUUUACUUCGAGAAGAACGCCAGAACAAGGAUUCCAAGAUUGGCAGUGAGAUUGAAAAGCAUAUUCGCAAUGGAACCAUCGUGCCAGUAGAAAUCACCUGCUCCCUGCUGCACAGGGCCAUGGAGAAGAGUGGUAGACAAAACUUUCUGAUCGAUGGAUUUCCUCGGAACCAGGAUAACCUUGAUGGAUGGAACCGAGCCAUGUGUGAUCUGACCGAGAUAAAGAGGGUGUUGUUCUUCAACUGUUCAGAUGGCGUUUGUAUUGAACGUUGUUUAAACAGAGGCAAAACUAGCGGCAGAUCAGAUGACAAUGAGGAAAGUUUAAAGAAAAGGAUUAUCACAUACAGAGACUCAACACUGCCUGUGAUUGAACAUUACCGCAAUCUGAAUCUUGUGUCAGAAAUACAAGCCGACAAGACGCUGGAUGAUGUGUGGGAAGAGGUAAAAGGUAUUUUUGAGAAGAUCCGCAGUUAAAGUUGGCCUCCCACUGCUGUAGAAUAUAUAUAUAUCAAAUGUUGGGAAUCUGAAAGAGACAACUAUUGAGGGUGCACUGUGAGAGCUGAGAAUAUAGGUAUUAAGAUACGACACCCCAACCAUUGUAUGUACUAAACAAUUGUGAAAACUUCAAUAGUUUUAUCUUCUAAGGUGGAUUGAUACUGGUUUGUAACACAGAAUGUAUGUGAUGAUGUACAGAUUAUUUAUCGCAUUGAAAUGUGACAGUUUUAAGAUGCACUGUAGAGGGUUCGGAACAGUUUUAAUACAAUUGAAGACAUUUCAUUAUAUCGACACAACUGACCAUAGUGAUAGGAGUAGGGACAUUUAUGGCCAAAGAUAUUGUUGACUUUCCCUGGGCAUUGUGGGCCACAGAUUCGUUUAAUUCACUGAAGGUAAUCUGCACACACUGCUGUACUGUACUCAACGCCAAUAGAAACCCAAUCAUUAAAACAUAUAUAGAAUUAGGUACAUUAAGGAGAGAUGUUUCCAAUGUGAACCACUAAAUGACAAAACUAACAAACAGUCAAGUGUUACCAUAGCGUGUCUUUAUUCUUACCACAAUAUGCUGCAUGUGAUUUCCAAAUUUUACACACUAAUCCUGCACGAGACAAACAGUGGAUUUUGAGUCAUGGAUCUGUGAUGUCACAUGUGAUGCAUGAUGAGUGUCGGUUCACGCAACAUAACAGUAUGUUUGUUUGUGUAUCAAGCCAAUCUAAUAUCUCUUGAGUCUGAGUAAUUCUUCAUAAAGUAGCCGGGGGCACGGGUGGCCUACUCAUCUAAGGUGCCGCGAUUCACUGUGCAGAGUUGC
This is a messenger RNA of Haliotis rufescens (red abalone), 1640 nucleotides long. Its product is annotated as UMP-CMP kinase-like. The record is from RefSeq and is a predicted model, not a curated record. Gene Ontology annotation, biological process: CDP biosynthetic process; 'de novo' pyrimidine nucleobase biosynthetic process; UDP biosynthetic process. Gene Ontology annotation, cellular component: nucleus; cytoplasm. The transcript has 6 exons. Bases 95 to 811 code for a protein of 238 amino acids. Gene Ontology annotation, molecular function: ATP binding; UMP kinase activity. Lineage: Eukaryota; Metazoa; Mollusca; Gastropoda; Lepetellida; Haliotidae.